UCAGAGUUCAGGCCACACUGAUGUCGUCAUGCGCUGAAGAUGGCAGACGGGGAAGGAGGAUGGUGGGGAGGCUGGCUGACACAAAGCUUCCAGAGCGUCAAAGACAAGUCAGCCGAGGCUUAUGAGUUCAUCAAACGGGACCUGACCGAAUUCUCCAGCGUGGUCCAACAUGACACGGCAUGCUCUGUUGUUGCAACAGCGAAUGCAAUUAAAAGCAAACUGGCAGUUGAAGGUUCAUCAGAGACCACAGAAAAGGUGAAGAAGGGUAUUACAAACAUACUAGGCGUAAUCACAGACACUUUAGCCCCGCCCCCAGACAAGACCAUUGACUGUGAUGUCAUCACUCUGGUGGCCACUCCUACGGGCACAACAGAGGUGUACGAUAGCGGCAAGGCUCGACUUUACAGUCUUCAAGCUGACCCUGCUACUUACUGCAAUGAGCCUGAUGGCCCCCCACAGCAGUUUGACUCCUGGCUGUCCACUUUCAGUUUGGAAGAGAGGAAAGGAGAGAUCUCUGAACUGCUGGUCAACAGUCCCGCCAUAAGAGCCCUGUAUACUAAAAUGGUCCCGGCAGCAGUGGCUCAUGCAGAGUUCUGGCAGCGGUACUUCUAUAAAGUGUUCCAGCUGGAGCAGGAGGAGGCCAGGAGGGUAGCGUUAAAGCAGCGAGCAGAGCAGACGGACCAUUCUGAGAGUCUUGGCUGGGAGGAGGAAGAGGAAGAAGGUGAGUUUCUCGGGGCCACGUCUUCAUCCCGCUUGGACUUCACACCCCCUGUUGAAGAGUCUCGUGUCCCUGCGGUGACGAUAGCGGACACUCCUGAAAGCUCUUCUCCUCCGCAGGCGGUGGCUUCUCUAAGUAAUGUAGCAUCAGAUGUCACUCCCUCUGUGAGCAGUGACAGCGUCAGCUUUCCCACCCAGAUCGAGAACCAAGCGGAGUCUGUGACCAUCAGAGUCACGCAGCCAUCACCCGCUGCAGACGAGCUUUCUCAGAAACUCUCAGAGGCCGGUCUACAGGAGACGUUCCCGGAGGAGCGACCCACGCAGCGUGAAGAGACUGCCAGAGAGGACAUAGCUCAAGACUUGCGAGUGUUUGAGCUCAACUCGGACAGCGGCAAAUCCACACCCUCCAAUAACGGCAAAAAAGGUUCGAGUACAGAUGUCAGUGAAGACUGGGAGAAGGAUUUUGAUCUGGAUAUGACGGAGGAAGAGGUUCAGAUGGCUUUGUCAAAAGUAGACGCAACAGAAGAGUUGGAAGAUGAGGACUGGGAGAACUGGGAGUGAGAAUCAGGUGGAGGGAUUUCUGGCCUGAUAUCGACGUGAGACGUUGCUGUUCCCAAAGUGAACCAUGCUUAAUGUAUUUAACUCCUAGUCUACGGCCACACGUGUUCAUUCAAGCAGUCCAGUGAGCGAGUCACGUCCUGCGAAUGAAAUUUACAUGCUAGCUAAACAUGUCUGAAGUGUGCUCUUUAAUCAUUUGCUGGCAGAAGAAAUGAUCUGCUCUCAAAAAUAUGACCAAGUCAAACACUAAGACUGUUCAGAGAAAACCUGUAUGGGUUAAUGAGGAGAGGUCAUCUCGUAAUUACCAUUUGUACCUGCCGUGUGUACAUUAUCGUAAUUCUUCUUCUUUGGAGAUUUCAGCGGGAGAAAUUGCUAAUUAACUGCUGGGGCUCCUGGUUAGCUGUAAUCUAUUAUGCUGUUCAUCAUUCUUAUAGGAUUAGAAGAUAAUCCUUCACAUGAAAAAUAUAUGUAAGUUAUGUUUUUUUUUUCUGGCAUAUAGGCUUCUUUUUAAGUUAGCUUCUCUUGAAAUACUAACAUCUUUAAUCUUAUGCAAGUUAUUCUAGCAUUGAGAAUGUGAAUGGAGGGACACUUCAUUCAUUCUACUGAUGCUCCAUGGCCUUGUUCAAUGUGGUGUGGAAUGAAAAUUAUUACAUGCAAAAUUUCAACAUCAAAGUUACUAUUUCACUAAAUGCACCUGUUGUUUCA
Messenger RNA from Danio aesculapii, 1980 nucleotides. It is a transcript of the gene bsdc1, whose product is annotated as BSD domain containing 1. The record is from RefSeq and is a predicted model, not a curated record. Bases 40 to 1278 code for a protein of 412 amino acids. Gene Ontology annotation, cellular component: cytoplasm. The transcript is spliced from 11 exons. NCBI's taxonomy places the organism in Eukaryota, Metazoa, Chordata, Actinopteri, Cypriniformes, Danionidae.